AUGUCCAAGACCAUCAUCGUUACCGGUGCCUCGAGAGGAAUCGGCCUCGCCAUCACGAAAUACCUCCUCACGGCACCCCAAUCCCACAAUGUUGUCGUGAUCGCCCGCAGCCGUGAACCUCUCGAGAAGCUUAAGGAGCAAUACAGCAAGCAAGUCGAGGUGCUCAAUGGCGACCUGGCUGACUUCUCCAUCGGUCAGAAGGCCGUGGACCUGGCUCUCAGGUCCUUCGGUCGUCUGGACGGCAUGGUCCUCAACCACGGCAUGCUUGGACAAGUAGGCAAGGUCAAGGACGCGGAUUUCGAGCAGUGGAAGCACGGAUUCGACGUGAACUUUAUCAGUCUUGUUGCUUUUAUCAAGGCCGGUCUUCCCGCCCUCCGUGAAUCCAAGGGAAAAAUCAUCUUCACUUCGUCGGGUGCUGCCGUCUCUGCCUACAGGGGCUGGGCUCUCUACGGUGCGACGAAGGCGGCCAUGAACCAUCUCGCCUUGAGCUUGGGAGAGGAAGAACCCGAGGUUACUACAAUUUCGAUCAGGCCUGGCAUGGUUGACACCGAGAUGCAGCGGGAGCUACGCGAGGACCAUGCUACGACCUUGGAGCCGCAGAUGCAUGCCAAGUUUACGACGGUCCACAAGGAGGGCAAGCUCCUCAAGCCAGAGCAGCCGGGUCAUGUUAUGGCCAAGCUGGUUUUGGACGCUCCUAACGAGCUUACUGGGAAGUUCUUCACGUGGAACGACAAGGCUCUGGAGGCAUUCCAGGCGUAG
Messenger RNA from Aspergillus niger, 759 nucleotides. RefSeq lists its product as uncharacterized. Gene Ontology annotation, cellular component: intracellular anatomical structure. Lineage: Eukaryota; Fungi; Ascomycota; Eurotiomycetes; Eurotiales; Aspergillaceae. Bases 1 to 759 code for a protein of 252 amino acids. The transcript has 4 exons. The record is from RefSeq and is a predicted model, not a curated record. Gene Ontology annotation, molecular function: oxidoreductase activity, acting on NAD(P)H, oxygen as acceptor.